AUUAUUAUUAUUAUUAUGGCUUCCGAAAGGAAAGAGGAGGUGUUUAGUAGCUCCGAUACCGAAUUAUGGAGGUCGAUAGGCCCGGUCACCGAGCUUUCCAAGAAGUCAUGCAGGUUGUUGUAUUCCUCUCUGGGCUACGAUUCCGAUCUCUGCCUGUUUCACGUCCAGGGUGAAUUCUUCUCCAUGGAUACCCGCUGCGCUCACGCUGGGGGGCCCCUCUGUGAAGGAGACAUAGAGGAGGCGGACGGAGUUCUCAAGGUGUUUUGCCCCUGGCACGACUAUGACUUUGACAUCAGGACUGGGGAAUCCCAAACCGGCUUGCAGCAACAAGUGUACGAGGUGAAGGUGGAAGACAGGCUGGUUUAUGUUAAGCACAGAAGCCAGCUGUCUCUGACUCCCUUUCCUGCAGCUGCAAAGGAAUGAACUGUAAAAGAAAUGGGGCUAACGGCAGUGACGAAAACACAAAACAGCAGUCACGCUGCGGAUUUGGGACCCAGUCCAGCAAGAUCGCAUUUGAUCUCUACAACAUUGUAUUGUAUGUCUCCCCAAUACACUUCUGAAAUGAGAAUUCAUUCAGUGGACAUCUCCGAAGUUUUCUAUGCACUAAUGUAUUCUCCACUGGAGCUGUCCUUAUCCCAUACCUCCAGUCCAGUGUAAAGAUAGACUGACUGUGUAGUUGUUGUUAUUAUUGUUGUUGAAAUGGAUCCAUUGUGCAUUGUAUCUACUGCAUUUGAUCUACCUCGUGUCAUGUUAAAUGACGUGUCAGCACUGGAGAUGGCAGUGAGUAUUACUCUUUCAAUUAAACAAAAUAAAUAAUAAGCGAUUCAGCUAAGCAAUAAAUAAAUAAAGCAUGUCAUUCCUAGUGCCGCAGCAUCACACUGAAGAUCUUUUGGGACAGGUUAGCAGGGUUAGAAUGUCACACUAGCCCUGCAACAAGUAAUGGUUUUCAGUGCGACCCUCAGCGUUAUUUUAAUGGUGCUGGGACUGGGGCAGGACUAGUGUGAGUGUCUUCUUACUGUACUCUUGGAUGUAUUGGAAACCCAGAUCUAUUUCUUUCAGGUGUGGAAUGUCUUUAAGCAAAGAGGAACAACUUCAGAUCAUUUUGGUGUGCGGUGCAGAUAGUCAACAGGGUGGGGUGUAAAUUGGGCAUAACAUAUUGCCUGUGAUUAAGACUGUAUUAUUUUUCAAGGCUAUCACAGAUUUCACAAUUUCGGUAAAAUCUACCCAUUGCCCUAUCAUGUAUAAUUCCCAUUUCUGAAAGAAUAGUGACAUAUUUUUUUAUCACUUAA
This is a messenger RNA of Polyodon spathula (Mississippi paddlefish), 1289 nucleotides long. RefSeq lists its product as uncharacterized. The transcript is spliced from 3 exons. Lineage: Eukaryota; Metazoa; Chordata; Actinopteri; Acipenseriformes; Polyodontidae. Gene Ontology annotation, molecular function: 2 iron, 2 sulfur cluster binding. The coding region runs from base 16 to 423 and encodes 135 amino acids. The record is from RefSeq and is a predicted model, not a curated record.